AUGGCCGAUUCUAGUGGAGUGCGGAUGCCGAAAGCCUGUAGAGCGUGCGCCAAGGCAAAGGCACGGUGUGACCGGGAAAGCGACGAGACAUGUAAACGAUGCCAUCGCCUAGGCAAGGAGUGCGGUGGUCAAGCCCCUGGGGCACAUCGACGCCAAAAGCCAACCAAAAACAGCGUUGAAGUCUCUGCCCUCGAGGCAAAGUUAGACCGGAUGGUCGCUUUGCUAGCGGCCUCAAAACCAUCGGUUACGCAAUCAUCUGACUCUAAUCCAUCGGCUACAAAGUCGUCUACCGUCUUUCCUGAUGAAGACCAAGAGAGCCCAAGCGAGAAAGAAGGCGAACUUCUCUUGGAACAUUUUUCCACGAAAAUGGUGCAUUUAUUCCCAUUUAUCGUGAUUCCAACCGGCCUCACAGCAGAGCAAUUACGCCAAGAAAAGCCAUUUCUCUUCCUUAAUCUCGCAAUGGUCGCAUGCCAGAAUGCAUCGCGUCAACGAGAGCUCUCCAAGACCGUCAAAGAAUAUGUAGCCGAGCAUAUUGUUUUACGGAGUGAGCAAAGUCUCGAUCUUUUACAAGGUCUCCUUGUUUUCUUAGCAUGGUUCAUUGGACACUCACCUGCUCCUGGACAGACUGGAGAAGUACUACCAGGAUUGACCCCACAGCACUUUACUCAGGGCCCCGCCCAACUAGAUGCAUUUAUGCAAUUAGCUUUGGGCCAGCUAGUAAGCUUGCAUUUGGCUGUGGGGUUAAGCUCCCCUAAUAGAUUGUCCAAGCCAAUGGGCUAUGUAAGGAAAUUGGAUGUCUUGGCCAACUCAAAGCCUUUACGCACUCUAGAAGAGCGACGCGCCUAUUUAGGAUGCUAUUAUUUGAGUGUUAUGUUGUCCUCCUGUGUCAGGGACACGGAACCACUUCGGUUCAAGAAAUAUACAGACGAAUGCUGCAAGAUAAUAGAGGUGGAAUUAGAAUCUCCCACCGAUGCCUUUCUUGUGCAUUUGGUUCGUACUAUGCAUCUUGCCGAUAGGAUUGUUCACACAAUUUGCUUCGAUGAGUUCGAUUACCCGGGACUCUCAGGUCCACUGGGCUUGAGUAUACGAGGCUUCGAACCUGACCUCCGAAAGAUGAAGACCUCAUUCUCCUGCGAGUCACCUUAUUCAAGUAAGACUUCUAGUCAUCUUUUGUUUCGAAUAUCACCUCAUAUAUUCAACGCAGACAUACUAAAUCUCCAUUACGAUACAUUGGAAAUACUAUUGUAUCAAGCUGCUCUCAGCGAAGAUCUUUCAGAUGCUGAGUGUAGUGGCUAUACUCUUACACGGUUGGGCAUUCUCUUCCGCUGCCUUCAAGCGACAAAAUCAUUUUUCAAUGGUUUCAAUUCCCUCUCGGCUCAUUGUUUUAUUUAUUUACCUUUCACUAUCUGGUGCCAGUUUGGCCACGCGGUCGUCGCCCUUUCCCGUUUAAGUCUGUUCCAGAGCGAAACCGGUUGGGAUCUUCAAUAUGUGCAGGAUACAAUUGACUUCGAUCAAACGAUCGACCGAAUAAUGCUCAAACUCGAAGAUGCUCGACAACUUAUCGAGCGAGAAGCCGGCCCACGGCCCACGGCUCAAUUACCAGAGGCCUUUGGCAGACUUCCAAAUAGGAUGCGCCUCAUGAAAGAAUGCCAUCGCCAAAGGAAGGAAGCCUUAGACAAAUCCCGGUUCCAAGAAGUACAAGACCCGGUCGAUUUUGACUUCCUGUUCAAUAUGUCAUUUGACCCAUACUUUUCGUUUGACGAUUUUCUGGCGCUCGGCGAUGGUGUGGAAAUCCCACAGAAUUUGUAG
Messenger RNA from Penicillium cosmopolitanum, 1809 nucleotides. Its product is annotated as fungal specific transcription factor domain-containing protein. Lineage: Eukaryota; Fungi; Ascomycota; Eurotiomycetes; Eurotiales; Aspergillaceae. Gene Ontology annotation, cellular component: nucleus. The record is from RefSeq and is a predicted model, not a curated record. The coding region runs from base 1 to 1809 and encodes 602 amino acids. Gene Ontology annotation, biological process: regulation of DNA-templated transcription. The transcript is spliced from 4 exons. Gene Ontology annotation, molecular function: DNA-binding transcription factor activity, RNA polymerase II-specific; transcription cis-regulatory region binding; zinc ion binding.